Molecule: messenger RNA, 1485 nt
Organism: Pelagomonas calceolata
Lineage: Eukaryota; Pelagophyceae; Pelagomonadales; Pelagomonadaceae
Source: the annotation of a GenBank genome assembly
ACUAGUGGGCUUUUGCGACCCGUGAGCUACCGUUGUAAGACACUAGCAAGCUCAGGCAAGCCAACUGUGAAAAGGCGGCCGCGACGCGAGGCGAGCUCUUACGGAAAUUUGCUCGAGCAGUUCACUAGUUCGCAGCCGCCGCCGAGUCACCAGCGAUUCGCGCCGCAGUGCGCCACCAGCCCUGCCAGACACCUGCCAAAAUGAGGCGCUGCCUCGUUUUCCUCGUGUGCGUCGCGGCGGCGUCGGGCCUGCGCCGCGCUAAAUACGCGCUGCCGACGAUGACCGAAAAGCCCCCGAAAAAGGACAAGCCGCUCGCACCGUCACCGAAGGAGCCGCCGCGCGCUCUGUCGUUGCGCAACUUAUUAGGAGACGCGCAGCUCUUAAUCCAGAUCGUCAAGUGGUCUCUCGUGUUAGGCAUCGGUUUGGUGAGGGCUGGAUCAAUGCUGUUGGGCGAAGCGAUGAUGCGCAGUUUUUACAGAACUGUGGUCGUCAUAGAGUUACGAGGUGUUAUUGCGGACGACCGCGGCUUCGUCAACAGUGGUAUGUGGUGUCUGUACAACGCGGACAACACAGAUAUACAAGAUGAUGGGUUGGUGAGUGUCCGAAGAGUCGAAAGAGCUCUAGAUAGGGCCUUUUCCAUCCGCAAGGCGAAAGCCGUCGUAUUGAGAAUAGCGUCGCCGGGCGGCACGGCGUCGGAAAGCGCGUUGCUCCACGCGCGACUCAAGUCCCUUAAAAAUAGAGCCGCUCGAAACCACGAGAAGAGGAUCAACCGGUUUCAUCGGCGGUUCCUGCGCUUCGUGACACGCAUGAAACCCUCGUCACCGCCAGAAGUACUAGCUUAUGUCGACGAACUCUGUACCUCGGGCGGCUACUUCGCCGCGUCGGCCGCCGAUUCUAUUAUUGCCUCUCCUUGUGCUUUGGUGGGAUCGAUUGGUGUCAUACAAAGGGGCUUUGGAUUUCACAGGGCAUUGAGGAAGGACGGCGUCGAGAGACGUAUAUUGGCCGCCGGGGACGCGAAGGCCGGGCUUGAUCCGUAUUUACCCAAAACUCGACCAGGAGUAGCGAGAGAAAAGGCUAUAUUGAAAGAGCUGCAUGAUAGGUUCGUCACGGCCGUGAAGGAGGGCCGAGGAGACCGAUUGCAGUACUACGCGGCCGCAGAUUUAGCAGCUCAGGCGCAGUGCACGUCCUGGCCUUCUCUGAGUCCAGCGGCGCUGGCGGCGUGCUGGCCGAACCGUAUUCUGACGCGGCACCGGCGCGCACAACGGGGCGCGGGGUUGUUCGACGGGAGCGUGCACGGCGCGCUCACGGCGCUGAAGCUGGGGCUGGUCGAUGAUGUGGUGGAGGAGACGUUCCCCGAGGCCAUGAAGCAGAGAUAUGGUCGUAGGAUUUUCCUCAAGCGCCUGACGCCGGGCCGGGACCUGAGACUGCUGGUCCGGCCGCCGGCGGGGCCCCCAUCGUCUCUCUGGUAAUAACACAACUGUCUAC